Molecule: messenger RNA, 1145 nt
Organism: Saccoglossus kowalevskii
Lineage: Eukaryota; Metazoa; Hemichordata; Enteropneusta; Harrimaniidae
Product: glycerate kinase-like
Biological process (GO): protein phosphorylation
Cellular component (GO): cytoplasm
Molecular function (GO): glycerate kinase activity
Source: RefSeq, a predicted model, not a curated record
UUAUUGAUGAAAAUAAACUUGCUGUAUCAAUCAGAGUAGCUAAAAUGGCUGAAUGGAAUUUUGCUGACAAUGUUACAUUGUGUAUUAUUUGUGUAGGUGGAGGAUCUGCACUAUUGCCAUUACCAGUUCCACCAAUCACACUGGCAGAAAAACACACAGUUUGCAUACUAGCCAUUAAAGGUGCUACAAUUAAUGAAAUAAACACAGUGAGGAAAAACCUAUCUCUUUUGAAAGGAGUUCUGAGUCUUAUUUUGUCUGAUAUUAUUGAUGAUCUGUUGGGUCUGAUCGCAAGUGGUCCAACCAUUGUGAAUGAUUCCUCACCUAAAGACUGUCUUGAUAUCAUCCAUAAAUUCCAUGCAAACAAUGAGAUGCCUGUCUCUGUCAUGACCUAUCUACAAAGCCAUAGCGACCAGUCUCCUCACCAACAGGACUUUAGCAACCAGCUUACUAAGAACAGUGGAGAUGCAAACUUCAAACACGUACAGAAUGUAUUAGUCGGUACAAACAAAAUAGCGGUACAGAGUGUUGUAAAUGAAGCUGAAAAACUUGGAUAUCAAACAUUCGUCUACAAAACCAAUAUUAAUGGUGAAGCCAGGGACAUUGGUAAGACAUGUGCAAAGAUUGCGGCAUAUGUCUAUUCUAUUUAUCAAAGUAAAUGUACAGAAGUAAACAGUCUCAAAGAAACAGGACUAACAGACAAUGACAUUGCAGCAUUUGAAGAUGUCACAAAGAAAGCAAAGAAAGCAAAAAAACCAGUAUGCAUCAUUAUUGCUGGAGAAACAACCGUCACAGUGACAGGAAAAGGAAAGGGAGGAAGAAAUCAAGAACUGGCCCUUGCUGCUGCCGUCUGUAUGGAUAAUAUAAAGUUGUUUGGUGACAUGGCACACAAUGAAUACCAAGUAUGCUUACUCAGUGGUGGUACUGAUGGACAGGAUGGACCAACAAAUGCUGCAGGGGCAUUGGCUUAUCCAGGUCAGGUGAUAAAGGCCAGGGAAUCUGGAUUAGAUGCAGAACAAUAUCUAAAAGAUAAUGACUCAUAUCAUUUUUACUCAAAGUUCAAUGAUGGAAAGGAUCUUCUUGUGACUGGCUUGACUGGAACCAAUGUGAUGGAUAUAAUGCUGUUGUUAAUUAGCCCACCAAAUUGA